AUGCCCAACGACGACGACAAAUCCGCCGCCCGGCCCGUGGACGACGACGACGAGCCAGACGAGUGGGACAAGCGCAUCUUCAGCACUGGCUGCGCCGACGAGAACGCCGCCCUGACGGACUGCUACUUUGCCAAGAAGGACUGGCGGGCGUGUGCGGCCGAGAUGCAGGACUUUAAGCAGUGCUGGAAGCGGCAUGGGAACGAUGGGCGCACGGCGACCAAGGACGCGUGA
Molecule: messenger RNA, 231 nt
Organism: Ustilaginoidea virens
Lineage: Eukaryota; Fungi; Ascomycota; Sordariomycetes; Hypocreales; Clavicipitaceae
Exons: 4
Coding region: 1-231 (76 amino acids)
Biological process (GO): mitochondrial respiratory chain complex IV assembly
Cellular component (GO): mitochondrial intermembrane space
Source: RefSeq, a predicted model, not a curated record